AAAGUUGAAACUUGAAAGUUGUGUGAGAACGAAAUUUGAUUUCUAAAUGAGAGAAAUUGAAGAAAAUGAGCUUCGAGUUGAAAAUUUUUAUAAUCAUCCAUUUUGUAAUUUAAAUAGGACGACAAUUCAACUGGCUCAACCCUUGUCUGAUUUAUGCUAGUGAUGGCCUUAUAAUAAGAUCGAAGUAGUUCAAUCAGUUCUGUUGCAGUAUUGAAACAUGGAUGUAGACGAAGCCAACGAUUCAUCUUUAUCGCCAUCUUACAGCACGGUUAUUGAGUGGCUGAAUAAUGCAUCAUUAGCUACCGAUCAUGAAAAAGUGGAUUAUUUGCGGAAAAUUUCAGAAAUUGUCAUCAACAAAGAACCCGAGCUUUUGAAAGAAUUUUUAGACCACAUUCUAGCUUUUCAAUCAGAUCGUAGUGUUGAAGUUAGAAAAUUGAUAGUCACAUUCAUAGAAUCGAUAGGGAAAAAACAUCAUCAGUACUUGCCCAAGGUGUUACCGAGUCUUCUGAUGUUGUUGAGUGAUCCCAAUUUACAAAUUCAGAAAAAAGUUAUUCAAACUAGUAGUACUUUGUACAAGGAAGUGAUCUUAUGCCUUGCGAAAUCUGAUGUCAAUGCGGAUGAAAAUGCUCUUGUGGAUGUAUGGAACACUGCCAAUUCACUGAAAACCAGUAUCAUUAAUUUAGUGGAUAAUGACCAUGAAGGAAUUUUGAAUCAAACGGUGAAGUUCAUGCAAACUGUAAUUAUACUGCAGACUAGUAGAGAUACUGAAGAUAAACAGAACGAUAAUAUAUCUAUUUUUGAUGUACCAUUGACUAUGAAAUUUACAAAACGAAGAAAACUAGAAGAAGAAGCGAUGGUUGUAUUCGAUUUAUUAGUGAAAUUUCAUGAUUCAAAACAUAUCAGCAGUACUAGUUUGAUGACGUGCAUGGCUGUCCUCACGACAAUUGCAUUAGCGAGAUCGCAGUUUCUCGGAAAAGUCAUCGCCGCGUUAGAAACAGUUCAUACUCAUCUACCGCCAGAUCUAUCUGAAAGUCAAGUGAAUGCUGUAAGAAAACAUUUAAAAUGUCAGUUAUUGUUGUUAUUGAAACACCCAUCUUGUAUCACCUAUCAGCAGAACAUAAUGACUCUAUUGACUGAUCUUGGAGCAACACAUUCUGAAGUCAUGAAAACUUUACCGAAAGAUGAUGACAGAAAAAGGAAAUAUAAAAAGCCCCCCGAAAGUGCACAAGUAGCGAAAAAAUUACGAUCGGAAGAACCACCAGUUCCAGUAACGGGGUUAGAUUUAACGGAAAUUUGGGUGAAUGAACGUUUACUACCUACGGUAGCCACUCAAAUCAUCAUGGAUACCUUGCCCAAUUUGCCUGGUAAAAUGCCGCCAUUAUUUAGUUCAGCUUAUACACCAAUUGCUGCGGCAGGUACUCCGGCACAAGUUAAACACGUAUCACGUUUACUAGCCACUCAAUUGCAUGCGGCCGGAUUAGGACCUGGUUCAUCUCAAGCACCUCCUGUUAAAACAAUUGAAGCUAUUGACGACGCUGAAAGUGAUUCAGAAGAGCCGAAACCUAAACCAGCCUUACCUCCUCCUGUUUUGAAACCCAUUUUGAAAAAUCCCCGAACUCUAAAAUUGACUGAAAUUACCAAACCUUUGGAAGAAGAAGAUAGAGAAAAAUUGGCUGUGGAUGCUGUGAAAAGAAUUUUAGAUUCUGAGAAGGAUGCAGUGAAUGGAGGCGCUUUGAGAGCUAGAAUGAAGAUUAUCACUUCUAUUGCCACCACUUUUGGCUUGAAAGUCAGAGAAGCAAUUUUGGAGUAUAUUUUAGGAGACCUGAGACAAAAAUUAGGUUUAGCUAUGGCGUGGUUAUACGAAGAAUACAGCAUUUUACAGGGAUUCUAUAAAUUACCUGAAAUAUUACAACAUAAUCAGAAACCGGACCAUAAUUAUAAUACGCUUCUAUGUUCAUUAGCUUUGACAGUUGUAAAGAGAUACGAAUUUAAAGACAGAGAUGCUUUGUUCGCUCGAAUUUAUUUGGAAGCUCCUUUAAUCACUGAUAACGCUCUUGAUAUCUUGAAAGAAAUGAGUACUCGUGAAGUUAGCACUAUUCAGUUGCUUCAACAACUGGUACUGAAAAGACCAGCUAAACAGUUAUUAUUUUUGAAUAUAUUGUUAGAACAAACGUCCAGUCAUGUUACAGAGGUUCACAAAUGCGCUAUCAAAUUAAUUAUCGAAUUGUAUUCUCGAACGGAGCUUCGUAAUAUUAUCGAAGAAUACGCGACAUUUUAUUUAGGAUUUUUGCGGUUGCCUCAGCCUCCUGAUGUAUUGUUUGGUCUUGACAAAGGAGCUCCAAUGCCUUCAGAGAAAUGGACCGAAAAUGUAACCAAAUGUUGUUUACGAUUGUAUUUAUCUUUGUUGCCUCAUAAUGAAGAAUUGAUUCACGAAUUGGCUAAUGUGUACGCAUCAACUGAUUCGGACAUAAAACGUAUAAUAUUACGAUUAAUCGAAGCUCCCGUUCAAAAAAUGGGUAUGUCUUCACCUCAGUUAUUGAAACUUGUGGACGAAUUUCCCAAAGGAGCAGAAACUUUGGUUACUCGCGUUCUACAUAUUGUUACUGAUAGAACUCCUCCUAGCGAAGAACUUGUAAACAGGGUCAAAGAAUUGUACCAGUCGAGAGUUUCUGAUGUUCGUUUCUUAAUUCCAGUUCUGAGUGGUCUUUCGAAAAAUGAAAUCUUUAAUGCUCUACCUCAUCUAAUUAAACUGAAUCCGAACGUUGUGAAAGAAGUUUUCAACAGAUUAUUGGGAAGUUCUAAUGAAAAUUGUAAUGCACCUGUAACGCCAUCGGAGUUGUUAUUAGCGUUGCAUAAAAUAGAUACGACGACAUGUGAAUUGAAAUUUGUGAUAAAAGCUACUUCAAUUUGUUUUGCGGAUAAAUCCAAUUUUACUCAAGAAGUAUUAGCCGUUGUUAUUCAAAAUUUGAUGGAUAUUUCUCCUUUGCCUACGCUUCUUAUGCGAACUGUUAUCCAAGCGAUCUCGUUCUACCCUCGUUUGAUCGGUUUCGGAAUGAAUAUUUUACAGCGUCUAAUUCUCAAACAGGUCUGGAAGCAUAAAAAGGUCUGGGAAGGUUUUAUAAAAUGUUGCGAACGUACCAAACCCAACAGUUUUCAAGUGUUGCUACAACUGCCUCCGGAACAAUUACGCGAUGUUUUUCAAGAAUCGCCUGGUUUGAAACCAGCACUUCUGGACCAUGUUUUGAGUUAUACUGAAAAUCAGAGGUCGCAUAUUCCUCAAGACAUUAUGGAUGUUUUGUAUGGUACGAAGCAUCCCCUUUAUACCGAAUUCAGUGUCAAGAAUGAACCUAUGUCACCGCCGGAACUUACUAUUGACAUUAAAGAAGAACCUCAAGAAGAAGCUAUUUCCGCAUGAUGAAAAUUAUCAUGAAAAUAAGAAAUUCAUAUCGAACAAUCUUUACUCGAUAGUCCCGAUCCCGACAAUUGGAAUACCUACAUCUAAUUGCUAAUUUAUUUCGAUACUCUUUUUAAUUCGUGCCCUUUUUGCAUGUAAAACUGCUCUAAUUAUUCGUAUACAAAAUUUUACGUUUAUUCAUUGAUGAAUAAUUGUUCCUCUGAUGAUGAGUUUCUGUGUUGAUAUAUAAAUGUACGCGUAUGUUAUACUAGUCUGUAUAGUACGUUGUAUGUGCUUGAAUUUUUAACGGACGAUUUAAAUUGAGAUAUUCUGUGAUGCACGAAUUAUGUACAUUUAAAUUUUAUUUCAGAAUUGUGCGAAAUAUUCAAAUAAUAAUUUAUCUCUAAAAAUUUUAUUUAAAUACCUAAUGUAUGUUUAUUUAAUUUGAAAAACAGACGAAGGAAAAGGUAGUUCAAUUUUCGAAUGUUUUGUUUAUUUUGAUUUUUUGUUUGAAUAAGUUGAAUUGUUUUCGAACAGACGGAUAAUCUGUAAAUACAUUUUUUAAUCUCACGA
Planococcus citri (citrus mealybug) is the source of this 3967-nucleotide messenger RNA. RefSeq names its product symplekin (gene Sym). Bases 218 to 3415 code for a protein of 1065 amino acids. The transcript is spliced from 20 exons. The record is from RefSeq and is a predicted model, not a curated record. Lineage: Eukaryota; Metazoa; Arthropoda; Insecta; Hemiptera; Pseudococcidae. Gene Ontology annotation, cellular component: mRNA cleavage and polyadenylation specificity factor complex.